ACCACCAGCCCCCCAUGGACGCCGCUCUACCCCAGCUCACUUUUAGAACAGGAGGCCAUCCAAUACUUUCACAAGUUCUACUGUAAGGAUUGCCAGAUGGACCAACUUGCUGCUGAACGCGCCCGCGCGGCCGCCAACUCAUGCGAGGACUCAAACAUGGGCGUCACAGGCUGCUCGGGUGGUGAGGGCAGUGAGGUGAAACAGGAACCCCAGUCACCCAUGAGUCCACAGCAGAUGACAGACGAGGCAUCGCUGAUGGUGACACUCGACAAAAAUAAAGAAUCCCUGAAAAGGAAGUUGAUGAUGAGACGAUCGCUCAAUGAACUUGUGGACCAAGGAAUAUACCCAUCCCCCAAGACUCCCCUUGCAUUUAUGGAACAGAAGAAGAACCUGGAAAGGGCAAAGAUUGGAGACACUUUGAGGUUCAAAAUCUCGCACCGUCCUGACAGACAACAGCUUGUGCAACAACACAUUCUUGAAGAUACCAAAUUCAAUAUCGACCCAUCACUCCACGAAAAACAACGGCAACUGAAAAAGGCUCGGUUAGCCGACAGUUUAAAUGACAAAUUGUCUCACAGACCCGGCGUCCUAGAGCUCGUUCAGGGCAACAUUCUCCAAACUGAGGGCGAACUUCAUGAGCUCAUUAAGGGUAAUGACAUUUCCCUGCAUGAACUAGAUGGGUCGCUAUCGUUUGAGUUUGAUGGCUACAGCGACGCAGAGUACGGGCCUGAAGAUGGCAGGUCCAGCGAUGAUGCUCUGUCACCUGACCACACUGACGACUCCAACCUCUCGGACAUCAGCAGCCCGCCAGUGUCCCGGGCCCCUGACCUGCCAACAUCCUUCAAGUCCAUGCAUUUCUCGGGCAUUCAGUUUAACCAUGAUUCUAAAGUUACAUUGCCAUUAUCUACCCAGUCCUUUACCAUUCCACUGCAGACCACAAACAUGGGAGGUCUCACUUUCACCAAUGGUUCUUUUACACCCGGAACCUUUAUGACGCCUAGAAGCAAUGUGACUGUGACAACAAUAAACAAUAACAAAUUUAUGAAAAACAAAAAAGCGAAACCAAAACCUACGCCAAAGAAUAAAGUGAUCAAAUUCCAUGAAUACAAGGGUCCACCGAACGUCAUUAAAAGUUCAUCGCCUGUUUCUAUUGCCUCGACCACAACAGUGAUAGGCAACCCAUCAGUUGCUGCCAGCAUUGUGCCCCAGACACCACCAGUUGUGCCGGGUGCCAAUCACCAGGAGACACCGUACCACAUUCUGCUACAGCAACAGCAGCUCUACCUGCAGUGGCAGCUCGAGUUUGGACAGAAGAACAUGAAUGCCACGGUGAUCGUCCCCGCUGCUCAAAAGGAAGGCCAGGCUGCCAUACAAGUCUCCCCUUCCAUACCUGCCAGGGUUGCCUCCAGUCUGGCAGCUAGUGGCAUUGACACUUCCUCUGUGUCCGUGGUCUCGCAGGCCCCUACACACACCGUGUUUACAGUGGCCCCAUCCAGUCAGGGUAAGGCAGCCCCGCAGGCCCCUCUGCAGCAAAUCAGGAUAGCCUCCCCUGUUAUGCUGCAGGUGAAGCCAGAACCCCAAGUGGGGCAGCCCCAGCCACAAAUGGACCCCACAGUGACCCCUGUGUCCAGUGUGGGCAAGACCAUCAAACGGCCGACUGUCGCAGUAUCAGCAAGUGCUCCAGUUAAACAGUACACUAGUCUUGAAGAAAUGAAAGUGCCAGAGUUGAAAGCAGAAUUGAAGAAGAGGAAUCUCACAGUGUCAGGACAAAAGCCUAAACUGAUUGAACGCCUGAAGCCUUAUGCAGAUGCAAUAUUGAAGGCUCCUGUGGACAAGUCUCCCCCAGUGACCUCCCCUGGAAGUUCAGUGAUGUCUCCCACGGGCUCUCUCAUAUCCUCCCACAGUGGAUCAUCUCCGCAGACAUUCUCUGUGAUGUCACCACCAUCUUCAGUGACAUCGCCACAGAGUCUGCUGAUGUCCUCAAAACCUGCGAUCCUCAGCCGACCUGGCUCAGUGCUGUCAUCAUCAAUGCUACUACCUGUAGUGACCUCAGUGACGGGGAUGUUGACCAGCCUGGGUUCUGUACAGUCCACAUACUCUAGUCUCACAUCACCGGGCUCGGCUUACUCAAGUGUCGUCACGUCACCGAAUUCAACAGGAACGUCAGUUUUGUCUAGAUCAGUGUCUGUGAUGUCACCGGUCGGUUCUGUGAUAGACGAGAUACUGUGUGGCAAUGUGGAGUCACCUCUAGCCUCUAUUCAGUCUAUGCAGUCAGCUGUAAGUGUUUCUAAUAUGACCCUUAUGCCUGAUGACCUCAGUAACCCGUUUUCCCCGCCGGAGUCCCCACUCAUGAUGGAGCACUUACUUACUCCCCUCUCACCGGACCUGAUGGACACCCACGUCCACUCGCCGGGAAACAGCCAUCGACAACGUAGCCACACUCAGAACAUGCUGACUAAUCAUCAUAAUCAUAGUCAUCACUCUCAGAUGCAUAAUAUUGCCAUGAGCAUGGAGGGUUCUCGACCUCCCUCUGCCCUCUCAUUCAGCCAUCAUGAUGAGAAGCUGGACAUUGGGAUGGAUAUUGACCUUGAAGCCUCUACCAGUUCUGGCCUCACACCUGCCUCAUUCUCAGCGGUGAAGCCCAACUCCCAAAAGGGCCCACCAGGGGGCAGUGUGGGGAGCCCGGGGAACCAGUACAGUCAGCCCCUUCAGGUGAGUGUGCUACGGUCGCAGGACGAUCAGCAGCAGAUGUUGAACCACAUCCAGCAGCAGCUGAACAUCUUGCAGGAACAACAGCACAACAAGCAGCAGCAACAGCAGGCGCUGUCGCCAACCUACCAGCUGAGCCACGAGGAGAUGCUGAGGCAGCAACAGGAGAAGAUAGAGAAGCUCCAGGCCCUGCUGCAGGAGUCACAGAGGCAGCUCCAGCUACAGCAACAGCAGCAUGAGCAGCUCCAGAAGCAGCAACAGCAGCUGCUACAACAACACCAGCAACAGCCUGCAAAGUCACAGCUGCAGCAACAACAUUUGCUACAACAGCAGCAGCAAUCAGUGCAGUCUCAGCAGCAGCAGCAGCAACAACAGCAAUCAUUGCAGUCACAGCAGCAGCAGCAACAACAGCAAUCAUUGCAGUCACAGCAGCAGCAACAACAACAGCAAUCAGUGCAGUCUCAGCAGCAGCAAUUGAGGGGUAAAGCCCAGUCUCUGCUACAGAAACCUGAUCUAAGAGGGCCUGCGUUCUCCCAGCCAUUGCAUGGACAGCCCGAGGUGCACAUGCCCACUCAGGUUUCCAAGGCCUCCACAUACGAGUCUAGUGCCCCACACACUGUGGGUGUCAGCAAUAGGGGCACAAUGGGCUUGGGACAAAUGUCUGUCUCCCAACCUGUGACAGUGUCCGCUCCUAGUCAGCAUCAGAAACCCUCGUCCCAGGGCCAGACGCACACAACUGCUACCCCACAGGUGAUAUUCAGUGUUCCCAAUGGUGUGAAAGCGCCCUUGCUGGCAAACCAGUCCACCAACAUGAAGCAGAUACAGAUACCAGCCAGUUGGCUCACCAACAUUCAGACCACUCCGCAAGGCUUGUCAGCCGUCAUUGUACCAAAACCAGCCACCAAGAAAACUAAGGCUCCCAGUCUUGAGUUUAUCAAGCACCAGUCCAUAAACCAGAAGGUGGAUCUGGUGGGUGGAAAGUCCCUGCUGGCUGUAUCUACUACUGGGGCUGCCCCUACGUUCAUUAUUGCUCCUGGCGUUCCCGUAUCCAAGACUACGUCUACGGCCCCAACCUCCACCACGUCUGCUCAGCCUAGUAACGGGCUGUGUAAACUAGGAGGGCAAAAAAUGACGGUAUCUCUACCAACGUCUCCUGUGGAGGGCCCUAGCCAUGUCAAUGUGAACCGAACAUCGUCCAACCCCUACUUUCUUAAAGAGCCACCAAAAUAUGAUGACGCUGUCAGAACCAAGCAAUCCAAGGUACCGGACGGGGGUACCAGUGGUGGACAGGUUAAGAGUUCCACCAUGGAUGAUGUGCUGGAAAUACUCAUUAGAACAGGAGAGCUGCCUGCCAGCGCCGCCCAGGAGCCUCCUCCGACACCCAAAACGACGACGCAAUCCACAUCUGCAUCAACCAUGUCCGCAUCUCAGUCGCGGGGCAUGUCGGCGCCCAGUCUGCUGGCAUACAACCAAACUAGUGCGCCACACAUGCAGUCCAGUAUGUUUGGGGACCACUACCAGAUGAAUUCCAUGUCAUGUGGGAACUUUGAGCAUGGAGACCAAUACACCGAAAUGAAAUCGGGCAUGGAAGGUAUGUUCUCUCAGUAUGAGAGCAGUCCAAGUGAUCUAAGGGACUCUGUGAAACUAGAGGUUAAGAAUGAGCCUGCUAGCCCUCAAACCACGGUGAAUGUGUAUCCACCUGUGGAGGACUCGGACUCUAAUGACUUGUUUGAUCUAAAUGAAGUGAUGAAUGGGGACAUUAAUGGCGACUUUAACGCCAUGGACUGGACGCCCGAUCCAGAUUUUGGGGACCUUGAUCUGGCUGACACUGACACUGCUGGCUUCAGUUCGGCUAUGGAUACCAAAACCAGCGAACAUUCGUCAUUGACGAUACCGCUUGUUCAAUCUCCACAGCGCUCGGUGCAGGGCUCUGAGCCUGACCUCUCCAACAUGGGUAUGGGGGACAUGGACUCGCACACCAGCAUGCAGAUUGAUGUGCCAGACUGGCUGGAUGUGAUAAUGCCUAGUACGGGGUUCACGCCUAUCAGCGCUUUUGCUCCGAUGUCUUUCCCUGCUGACCCGAUACUUACACCACAGACACAGAAGGAGGUUCUAGAUUUGUUUAACUUUGACGAGUCAGAUCUGAACACUCCGUCAGAUCUGAAUUGUGGGUCCAUGUGGGACAAACUAACAGAAACAACGACAUGAACAUGGUGUGGAUGUGGAAAGUGUCCUCUGAUAUGGGAUCAAACUUGAAAUCUGCUAUUCUGUUUGCUGUUGAAAACAGUGCCUCCUGAAGUAUUUCUCAAAGAAAAGGACCAACCGAAACCGGCUCAAAUAGUACUCACCGAGAAAUAGGCUUCCGUAGAUAUAGUAGUGGGUGUGGAAUGUCACACCCAGCAGCUGUUAGCCAUAACAAGCAUAAGCAAUUUAGACAGAUAGGCAGUAUGUAUGGUUACACAACCAUCACUGAAAAAUACUACUGACGGAAAUAUUAUUAUCAUAACUUUUUGUGAUUAUGGUUAUUAUUGUAAUCAUUUCUUUCUCUUUAAUUCAAACAAUUUUUAUUUGUUUUGAAUUCAGUGUGAGAUUAAGUGUUGAUGCUUACAAUUAUGAACAAUUAAUCCUGAUGAUUCCUGUUGAUGUUUAUUAUUAAUAAUAAAAAAAUUGUAUUAACACCCUUAUGCAUUCAUUUGAUAGUAUUCAGUUUUCAACUACCGCUGUCUGGUUGCUAGAUGUAGGUAGUCCAUUUUGUUAAGUACACUGUUUUGACACAAGAAGACAUAGAGAAAACAAAAACAUCUUGACAGUGAAUGUGCAAAAUGACUUCCAUCCCUCUGCAGACAAGUUUUCACCGGUUGCAUACCACUAAAUGAUGGGCCAGAAUUGUGACAACAUAAAUUCUUUCCAUGUGGUGUGCAUAUAGUGCACAUUCUUUGUAGAUUAAUUCUCCAAACCAGUCAGGUAAUCUUUGUGACUUAUGGUAAAGUGCUGGCAUUGAUGUCUUUUUAUGUCCCCCACCACUAUAGUGGGGGACAUAUUGUUUUUGCCCUGUCUGUUGGUUUGUUUGUUUGUUUUCUACAACUUUAACAUUUUGCAAUAACUUUUGCAAUAUUGAAGAUGGCAACUUGAUAUUUGGCAUGCAUGUGUAUCUCAUGGAGCUGCACAUUUUGAGUGGUGAAAGGUCAAGGUCAUCCUUCAAGGUUAAAGGUCAAAUAUAUAGCUUCAAGGCGGCGCAAAAGGGGACAUAGUGUUUCUGACAAACACAUAUCUUGUUUCUAUUACAUCCUUAUAUUUAAUAGAUUGCAACUUACUUGAUCUGUAUUUUAAAUAGGAUAUCAAGAUUAUAUCUGAUGUUUUGCUUAUUCUGCACAUGCUGUUUCAUAAGGAUUUGAAUUAACCAUAACUCUCAGGGAUCAUAUUUUCCCGCAACAUCAAUCGGUCCGGAUAUAAAUGGGGAAAAGUAUCCGAAAAUGUGUAUCCGAAAUCAUGACAAAUUACGUUAAAAUAUAUACCAUUGAUUUUGCCAUUCAUGAAGUUGGUAUAAUACAUGUACAAGUAAAAUUCCCUUAGGCAUUUUUUUUAAACGGAACGAGUUUUCUCAACUGGUUUAAUCAUUUGGUAUUUCAUUGUUGUUUCGUGCGCUGUUUUAUCAGACUUUUUUCAUCGUUGUCAAUAUUAUUAAUCUGUGUAAGUCUAUACCGAUGUUUUAAAUUGUUGUCGACUCGAUAAUAUCUUACAAACAUGGACUGAACCAAACAACUGUCUGUGCGUAGAUUGGCUACUGACAACAACAAACCAAAUAAUUAAGAAAUAAUUUGUUGUCAAAUAACGCACGUCCGAUAGUUUAGAUGCGUAGGGAUUUAAUCACGACAGCGAAGCAUUUGAAACCACGCAUCUAAUUUUCCGGUCGUGAGUUAUUCAGCAACAAAGUAUAAAGUACACGAAUUAUUUCGAUUCUAACACGGUUUUACUAAAGAUUUAUUCAAUGUAUAUUAUUUUUCUUGAGUACUAUUUUAUGUGAAGGUCCGCCCAUAAAAAUAACUUUCGGCUGUUCUGUCGAUCAGAUCCGCGACUUUCAUUCAUAAUUAUAUUACCGGAUUAUUACGCUGGUGGAAAAUGUAUCGGCAUGUUUUGUUUAGUUACAGCGCGUGCAUUCAGACGCGUCUUUUCGGAUGCGUCUUUAAUCCGCUGUUCACAAGUUUUUGAAUCUUGGUCUGUCGUGCAAUAAACUGGUCCUGACCGGUUUAGAGACCGCAGCGAAUGGUUUAUUACACCUAAUCGAGAUAAGAAUGUCAUUAGGGUGUGUUAGCAUUACCACUGUGUAAUCGAUUUCAUGACAUGGGAAUUUUAAUAGCAAACAGAAUCGGACCGACUGUUUGGGAUUUUCAAUCGGUCUUUCAUGACCCCAAUCGGUCUAGGACCGACAAAACCGAAAAAAAUAUGAUCCCUGAUAACUCUGUAAAAAAGGUUAUUAAACCAUUACCACUCAGAUAUGUUCUUUGACCCAUUUGUAGUCCCUUAGAAAAUAAAAUUAAAUACCUUUUUUACUUGAUUCAAAUUUUAAAAAUAUGUUUAAGUGCCAUGCUCCUUAAUAUUGCAUUUUUAUAAUUUUUAAAUUUAAAAAUGUUUAUCCUUGCAAACUAUUUGUUAUACAUUAGAUUAAAUAACAUUUACUCUAAAACACGGCCUUGUCAUUAUAAUUGUUCCUGGUUUAAGCAAUCUGUUUACCAUAUGUUAAAGUCACAAGUGAUACCAUAACACUGUAUAUUGCGCGAAAAGUUGUAUGGCAUUUGGGGUGGUAAAAAAAACAAGAAGGCAGUUUUUAUUCAAGUGUAUAUUUUGUUUUCUAACAGUUAAAUGUAGUUAUGUUUAAGUUUUCAAAUUUGCUACAUGACUAUUUCUUUGUCACGUUAAGAGUUUGUUGUUAUGGAACAUGUUUAUGUAUUUGUAUAUAAUUUUGUGAUUUUUAAGUUAAUAAAUAUUUGUUAUUUC
Dreissena polymorpha is the source of this 7704-nucleotide messenger RNA. Its product is annotated as nuclear factor of activated T-cells 5-like. The transcript is spliced from 10 exons. The coding region runs from base 97 to 4917 and encodes 1606 amino acids. NCBI's taxonomy places the organism in Eukaryota, Metazoa, Mollusca, Bivalvia, Myida, Dreissenidae. The record is from RefSeq and is a predicted model, not a curated record.